AUGAACUCCACAAAUGAUUCAACGUGGUCAACAUAUUUUCACUUUCCCAAGGGUAAAACAAAAGAAUAUUCAGACCUACGAAAUUAUACAACAUAUAAAUAUGGACAAAUAACAACUUUCCUACUAAUAAUAUAUAUCCUUGCAAUACCCGUAUAUAAUUAUAUAAAGAUUCAUAAUUAUAGAUCAAAAUUUCAUUACUUAAAGACUUUUUAUUCAAAAUUAAAUUAUUAUAUAAUUCAUGAUUAUCAACCAAAUUGUUCAAAUGCAUCACUCAAGGAAAAAAUAGUGACAAAUUUAGCAAUCACCAUAAAAGCUAUAGCUUUCAAAAUAUUAUUACAUUAUUCAACUAUCAUUCAAUUAACUUUUUGGAUAUUCUUCUUAAGUACUUUAUCAUUAGUUGAUAUUUAUCAUGGAGAUUUAAUAUUUUUAGCUAAAAGAUUGGGAAGAGUUUGUGCAAAUUGUUUACCAACUGUUUUAUUUUUAACUUUAAAACCUUCUCCAUUACCUAAUACUUUAUAUUUAACUUUAAUUCCAAUACAUAAAUGGUUAAGUAGAUUAAUUAUUAUACAAGCAGUGAUUCAUACAAUAAUAUAUUUAUUUUAUUUUAAUUUUACUGAUACUUGGUUUAAAAUGUGGAAAAUGGAAAAUGUAUUUGGUUGGAUUGCAUUAUUAGGAUUUUUAAUAAUUAUUAUCACUUCAUUAUCAAAUUUUAGAGCAAAAUUCUACAGAGUGUUUUAUUUUUUACAUUAUUCUUGUACUUGGAUUAUAGUUGGGACAUUACAAAUUCAUAUUAGACCAGAUCCAUAUACAUUUUAUACAAUAGCUAAUUGUUCAAUUUUAUUUGCUCAAAUAUUAUAUAGAUUACACUUAACAAGAGUUUCUACUAAAUCAGAAGUUAAAGUUAUUGAUGUAUCUCCCAACUUAUCAUUAAUUGAAUUUCCCAACAGCUUAAUUGCUAAACCGGCAAUUGCCCCUGGUGCUCAUAUAAGAAUUACAAACUAUAGUUCAAGUAUUUUUGUUAGGAUUUGGAAACAAUUAAUACCAAAUUAUCAUCCAUAUACAUUAGUUUCAUUACCACAAGAUAGAGAUCAAAAAUUAAUUAUUAGAAAGAGUAAUUUUCAAAUUUAUAAUAAUCAUAGAUACUUAAUCACGGGGAGUUUUGAUCCUCAUUUAUUAUUCAUAAACUACAAACAACCUAAGAAUUCAAACAAUAAGAAAUUUUCAUUAUCUAAAUUACACGUUGAAGCUAAAAGAGUAUUGAUUGUUGUGGGGGGAUCUGCUAUAUCAUUUGCAUUACCCAUAUUAAGAGUCAUGAAUUAUCAUGGAGUACCUACAAAAGUAGUUUGGGUUAUUAAAGAUUUUAGAGAUGUACUAAUAUUAAAAUAUUUUGAUGGAUAUAUUCAUGGUGAUGAUUUUGAAAUUUUCAUAACUGGUAAUGAAACAUUCCAACAAGAUAAACUACAAAGAAAACCGAUUUCAAAUUUAUAUACUUCAAUACCAAAAAAAUCAUCAUUACCAUCAUUACAUUAUGAUUUGGAAAAUGAAACUACACCACUACUCAACCAAUCGAAUGAUCAAAUCACAUCAUUAAACAAAGAAAAUCAAAUUGAAAAUGUGGAUAUAGGUGUAAAUUCAGAUGACGAAAAUGAUGAUAAUUCAGAUUGUACUCAGAAUAAUGAGACUUUUUGUUCAAGACAAACAUAUAAUGAACUAGAUGAUAUAUUAGAUGAUGAUAUAAAUUCAUUAGAUCAUGAAUCUACAACUAAUGAUCAAAACGAAAUAGAUAUUAACGCAAUAGAAGACGGAGAUGAUGAAGAUCAAAAUGAACUACCAAAUCAACCCCAUCAUUCGAGAAAAUCAUCAAUGAACGAACCAUUUAACCCAACAUACGGAACAAACUCAACAGAUCAAAUCAAAUCAUGGAUCCAUCAAUUCAAAGACUUGACAACUAACCUCAAACUAAACAAAAAGAUCUACAAAGGUCGCCCUAAAUUAAAUUAUAGAUAUUAUAAUUGGUGUAUUAACGAAGGAUUCACUCAAUGUUCUGGACCAGUAGAAGAUGAAAAUCAUAAUCUUGUAUGUUGUAGAGAUUUACCAAGAAAUAAAAUUGUUCAAGAAGAUAUAAAUUGUGAAAAGAUUUGGGUUAUUGGUGCUGGUCCAUUGAAAUUAGUUGAGAAUGUUAAAUUAUGGAGCUCGGAGAAUGGAUUAAAGUUUCAUGAAGAAGCUUUUUAUGCUUAA
Molecule: messenger RNA, 2238 nt
Organism: Lodderomyces jiufengensis
Lineage: Eukaryota; Fungi; Ascomycota; Pichiomycetes; Serinales; Debaryomycetaceae
Product: putative ferric-chelate reductase
Exons: 1
Coding region: 1-2238 (745 amino acids)
Cellular component (GO): plasma membrane
Source: RefSeq, a predicted model, not a curated record